Tribolium madens (black flour beetle) is the source of this 3420-nucleotide messenger RNA. It is a transcript of the gene RSG7, whose product is annotated as regulator of G-protein signaling 7. Lineage: Eukaryota; Metazoa; Arthropoda; Insecta; Coleoptera; Tenebrionidae. Gene Ontology annotation, biological process: regulation of G protein-coupled receptor signaling pathway; intracellular signal transduction; G protein-coupled receptor signaling pathway. Bases 408 to 1895 code for a protein of 495 amino acids. The record is from RefSeq and is a predicted model, not a curated record. The transcript has 8 exons.
CAAAGAAAAUAUCGAUGGUAACUGUGAUGGUAGAUGCAUUUAAGAAAAAAAAUAAGUCGUUUUUGUGAUAAUUUUUGUGAAAAAAAGGUAGUUUUGUGUCAAAAAACCAGUUUAAAAAUGUGGUUGAGUUUGAAAGCGAGUUAAUUCGGACGGUGGCAAUAAUUUUUUCAUUAAAAAAGAUGCAGAAAACAGGGUUUCCUGUGCAGCACUUUUGGUUACAAAUAUUAAUGUGUAUUUAAUUUAAUAUUGUGUUGUGUGAUUGUGUCCGACAGGAUUUAAGAUGAAUUCAGUCGUUUGUAAUUGUUUUAAAAUUGAAUGAGCGUUGGGGUUGUUAGUAAUGUUAAUUAAUUAACGUGAGUGGUGUUGGUGUAGAGAAGGGAGGACGGGGCUCCUCCUAAACCAUUGAUAUGGUCACGAUGAACUCCGACAAGGCUGCCACCAAGCGCAAGCCGGAGCCUAACAAUGGGGGCUGUACCGGAACUAGUACUAACGAAGACUCUGUCCAAGCACAAACCCCGUCUGUCACUGAGGAGUCCCCCAACCACCUCUUAUACAAAAAGAUGGAAAAAAUUGUUGAAAAAAUGCAAGAUGAGACCACGGGGGUGCCGGUUCGUACUGUGAAGAGCUUUAUGUCUAAGAUCCCUUCAGUAUUCACAGGUUCUGAUUUAAUAAUGUGGAUGAUGAAAAACCUAGACGUUGAAGAUCAACAAGAAGCCUUACAUCUAGCACACCUCAUGGCCGCUCACGGAUAUUUUUUUCCAAUUGACGAUCAUAUGCUUACCGUCAAAAACGAUAAUACUUUCUAUAGAUUCCAAACGCCCUACUUUUGGCCCUCUAACUGCUGGGAACCUGAGAAUACUGACUAUGCUGUCUACCUUUGCAAAAGAACAAUGCAGAACAAAACACGACUAGAACUUGCCGACUAUGAGGCCGAAAAUCUGGCCCGCCUUCAAAAAAUGUUUUCACGAAAGUGGGAAUUUAUUUUCAUGCAAGCUGAAGCCCAGAGCAAAGUUGAUAAGAAGAGAGAUAAGCUGGAGAGGAAGGUCUUGGACAGCCAGGAGCGGGCCUUCUGGGAUGUGCAUCGUCCAAUGCCUGGGUGCGUGAACACUACCGAGAUUGAUAUUAAGAAAGCGUGCCAAAUGAACAAGCCUUUGCAUGGGUUGAAGAACAUGCACGUUGGCCCCCCACGAAUGUCCCCAUCAACAUCCGGUGUGAACAGUAAUAGUUCUCAAGACUUACUCAAGAAGCAAAUCGCACUUUUGAAUUCCAGGUUAGAGAGAAGAAACAUCAAAGUAUCGAAAGCCGCUGAAUCAUUUGUAGCAUAUUAUGAGCAGUAUUUGGAAUAUGACAGUUUUUUCGUUGCGCCUGAAUACCCAAAUCCUUGGAUAUCCGACAAUCCCGAGCUGUGGGAACAGGAGAAACAAGCCAAAGACAUAUCAGCCCGACGGGUAAAACGCUGGGCGUUUAGUUUGCAAGAGUUGUUGCAAGAUCCGAUCGGACGGGAACAUUUUGUUAAGUUUCUCGAUAAGGAGUUUAGUGGAGAGAAUCUCAAGUUUUGGGAAGCUGUCCAAGAACUGAAAGCACUGCCACAAAGCGAAGUCCAGAAUAAAGUCCAAGAUAUUUGGAUGGAGUUUUUAGCCCCGGAUGCAAGCUGUCCAAUCAACGUCGAUUGUAAGUCCUAUGAAAUAACCAAGAAGAAUAUGGAAAGCCAGGACAGAUGGAGCUUUGAUUGUGCAGCGGCUCACGUGUAUCAUUUGAUGAAGAGUGACAGUUACUCAAGGUACCUAAGAUCGGAAAUGUACAAGGAGUUUUUGAACGGAUCGAAGAAAAAAACAUCGGUGAAAGGGAUUCGCUCCAUCGUGUCAUUUUCAGCACGUAAAGACAACGUAACUUAAAUUAAAAAUCGAAAACAAUUACGUGAGUCUCAAAAUUUCAUUCUAAUUAUGACUUAUCCAAAUAUUGGUAAGUUCAUCUAUCGACAAUACAAAUAUUGCCAGUGGCAGAAUUUUUGUUGACUUAAUUGUUUGGACAACUUUACUAGUUGUAAAUGUCAAAAAUUAUGUUUACCUGUUCCGUAUAUAUUUUUGGACGAAGUUAUGCAUGGCGUUUAGUAAAUUGAUAUUCUAUAAUGAUGGAACUCAUGAUAUUAAUUGUGUUGUUGUUUUAACAGUUAUAGUGACCCAGUGAUAUUACUAGAAACAGUCUGUUCUUAUGAUAUUAAAAAAUGUAAAUAAAGUUACUAGCACUAAAACGAUUUAUUGCUAUGUGAUACAUGCACAAACAAGUUUGAUUUUUCGAAAUAACUAUAUAUUUGUAUAACAAAGAGAAAUAGUGAGUGUACAUAAAUGUGUAUAUAAAGUUAUUAUUUGAACUGUGUCACUGUAUCUGUUUUAAUUUGUAGUUAAUUUAAAGUCUGUGCAGUGUAGUUUCACCACUUUGAGGCAUUUAGUAAAAAUAAAACACUGCCAUAUACAAAUUAACUAAUUUUAGUUAAUGUAUGAAAAAAAAAACAAAUUGUAUAAGUGAGCGCUACCAUAUAUUUUUUUUAAUUAAUUUAUUUAGCAGAGAUGUAACGCUAUAGUAUUAGUGAAAUAAGAAUAGGCCGCACCAAUUUUUUCCCUUAGACAGUGCAAUUACAAUAUCACCAAAUCAUUCAUGAUUGGUACAUUUGUAUAGGUUCAAAAAUUGCCAUAUGAUUUUUCAUAGUGUAUCCACACUGAGGAUUGGAGAGAUAAGAACUCCUCCGUGCGGUACACAUUGAAAAUUGAGGUAAAAGUCUUUAUCAAAGCCAGCGCGAUGUAAUUGCACAAAUCGACGAUUUUCCACAACCACUUGAUCGACCUCCUGCUCAGACUCUGGAAGUUGACCUCAAUGCCCCCUUUGUCCUCCCGAUCUGCGACAGACGCCCGAUACCCGGAGUCAGAUUGACUGGCGAUAAAUUAUCAAUGAUGGUGAAUUUCAUCAGUCUCCUUGAUGUGGGGCGAAUCCGUAAUGAUGUUGGCGAUGGGUGUCGAAGCCAAAUUGUUGUAAAGUCGAGGCGUGAAAAACGAUAUUUGCGUUUGGAAGUCUGUUCCGGCUUUUCUUGUUCACGGGGGUGCUCUUGAUGGAGGAACUAGGAGGCUGGUGGGGGGUACAUUUGGGGGUUGUAACGGGGUAUUGUCGUGACUGGGGACCAGGGUCUCACUUUUCUUGCGUCGAACCAUUUCUUUCUAACCGUCACUUAUGUCAAACUAUGAAGUUUCAAAUUUAGGGAAUUUAGGGAAAAUGACACUAGAUUAAAUUUUCUCAAUAUUGGUGUACAAUGCUUAGAAAAUAUACUGAUAAUUAUGUUAUAAAGGAAUUGAACCAUAUUGUCUCAUUGAUUAUCCAUAUGUAGAUGGAUGAUUCCACACAGAAUUCCAAUAAAUUAUAUCAUACGAA